UAACAUACGACCACGUCAUCAUCGUCCAAGAUUUGGCGGUUGAUAGUGUCCACAGUUAUAUUCUCCUUCCCACCUCCCUACGCGACCCUCUUCUUUCCCCUCCACCUGCACACACACAAGAUGCCUGUGAAAGAAGCGGCGUUGAUGGGCUGCGGCGGCGGAGGAAUACCCCUCUGCUUGCGGCGUUUCAAUUCCCCUAGUUGCAGCUUCCUUAUCUCAUUAAAGCCACAAUUAGUAAAUCGAAGUGGUAUUCAACCCAACUUCUCGACUGCCUUCACCAAUCAACGCUCAUUUCUUGCCAAAACCCAUCAUCAUCCAAGACUCAGGUUCGUGCUCAGAGCCGCCGAGUCAACUCAGUCACCACCAUCCGCCACAGCAGGAACCGCCGGCAAAUCCAUUGUCCCCGAUGAAGAGUUUUCACUAGCCAAGGUCUCUUUUGGUGUCAUUGGAUUGGGCCUUGGAGUUUCACUUCUCUCUUAUGGUUUUGGUGCAUAUUUUAAUAUUCUCUCAGGAUCUGAAUGGUCUGCACUGAUGCUGACAUAUGGCUUUCCUCUAGCCAUCAUCGGCAUGGCUCUCAAGUAUGCGGAGCUUAAACCCGUGCCUUGCUUGACAUAUUCAGAUGCUCAGAUGCUGAGGGAAAAAUGUGCGACUCCAAUUCUCAAGCAGGUCAGAAGUGAUGUUACAAGAUACCGUUAUGGGGACGAGCAACAUUUGGAAGAAGCUUUAAAGCGAAUCUUCCAAUAUGGAAUGGGUGGAGGAAUUCCACGAAGGAGUGCACCAGUACUGCAAAUGAUUCGUGAAGAAGUUACGGAGGAUGGUAAAUACCGUUUAGUUUUGGUGUUUGAGGCGAAAGCCUUGCAGUUGUCAGAUUUUGAACAAAGACAGGCCAAAUUUACUUCUUUCUUUGGACCGGGGAUCACAGCCGAAGUUUCGAAGGGAGAAAAAGAUUUAUACGAGGUUCGGCUAAUUUCCAAUACAACAUUGUAGAUCUUUGUGAAACUUCUGCAAGUCUUUUGCAUGAAAUUUACAGUUUCAGAUCAUUACUGUAAUCUUCCUCAGGGAAAUCUGUACAUUUAUGUGACCCCAUUGUACAGUACUUUUUUAUUGAAUAUAACAGGAACAAACUUAUAACACUA
This is a messenger RNA of Olea europaea var. sylvestris, 1136 nucleotides long. RefSeq names its product thylakoid membrane protein slr0575. Bases 121 to 987 code for a protein of 288 amino acids. The record is from RefSeq and is a predicted model, not a curated record. The transcript has 9 exons. NCBI's taxonomy places the organism in Eukaryota, Viridiplantae, Streptophyta, Magnoliopsida, Lamiales, Oleaceae.